GUUCUUUUCGAAAUGAUGGCUUAAAAGCUGCAGAUGUCCUUCCUAUACUAAAGGAGAAAGUGGCCUUCGUGUCAGGUGGCCGUGAUAAACGAGGUGGUCCUGUCCUGACCUUCCCAGCCCGCAGCAAUCACGACAGAAUAAGGCAGGAAGACCUUCGGAAACUUGUGACUUAUUUGGCCAGCGUGCCAAGUGAAGACGUCUGUAAACGAGGAUUCACUGUUAUUAUCGAUAUGCGAGGAUCCAAAUGGGAUUUGAUCAAACCUCUUCUAAAGACCCUUCAAGAAGCCUUUCCUGCCGAGAUUCACGUUGCCCUGAUAAUAAAGCCCGAUAAUUUCUGGCAGAAGCAGAAAACAAACUUCGGCAGUUCCAAGUUCAUCUUUGAGACAAGUAUGGUCUCUGUUGAAGGCCUGGCAAAACUCGUGGAUCCUUCUCAACUGACGGAUGAGUUUGAAGGAUCUUUGGAUUACAACCAUGAUGAAUGGAUAGAGUUGCGCGUCUCCUUGGAAGAGUUUUUCAACAGUGCUGUUCAUUUAUUAUCAAGGCUGGAGGAUCUCCAGGAAAUGUUGGCUAGGAAGGAAUUUCCAGUUGAUGUUGAGGGCUCAAGAAGGCUAAUCGAUGAGCACACGCAGCUUAAGAAAAAAGUGAUUAAAGCUCCUGUGGAAGAACUGGAUCGUGAGGGUCAGAGGUUAUUACAAUGCAUAAGAUGUAGUGAUGGCUUUUCUGGUAGGAACUGCAUUCCUGGAAGUGCAGAUUUUCAAAGUCUUGUGCCAAAGAUCACCAGCCUUUUAGACAAGCUGCAUUCCACCCGGCAACACUUGCAUCAGAUGUGGCACGUCCGCAAGUUGAAAUUGGACCAGUGCUUUCAACUCCGACUUUUUGAACAAGAUGCUGAGAAGAUGUUCGACUGGAUCAGCCACAACAAGGAGUUGUUCCUGCAGAGUCACACGGAGAUCGGCGUGAGCUACCAGCACGCCCUUGACCUGCAGACGCAGCACAACCACUUUGCCAUGAAUUCCAUGAACGCCUAUGUCAACAUCAAUCGGAUCAUGUCGGUUGCAUCCAGGCUUUCUGAGGCAGGCCAUUAUGCUUCCCAGCAGAUUAAACAAAUUUCUACGCAGCUGGAUCAGGAGUGGAAGAGUUUUGCUGCGGCUCUGGAUGAGCGCAGUACCAUCCUAGCCAUGUCUGCUGUCUUCCACCAGAAGGCUGAACAGUUCCUUUCAGGUGUGGACGCCUGGUGCAAAAUGUGCAGUGAAGGAGGCCUCCCCUCAGAAAUGCAAGACCUGGAAUUGGCCAUCCAUCAUCAUCAGUCUCUGUACGAGCAAGUGACACAGGCCUACACAGAGGUGAGCCAGGAUGGAAAAGCUUUGCUGGAUGUCCUACAGCGUCCCUUGAGCCCUGGGAAUUCUGAAUCCCUCACUGCUACUGCCAACUACUCCAAGGCUGUGCACCAGGUGCUGGAUGUGGUGCACGAGGUCCUGCAUCACCAGCGGCGCCUGGAGAGCAUCUGGCAACACAGGAAGGUCCGGCUACAUCAAAGGCUGCAGCUCUGCGUUUUCCAGCAGGAUGUUCAACAGGUUUUGGACUGGAUUGAAAAUCAUGGGGAAGCCUUUCUGAGUAAACACACUGGAGUGGGGAAGUCUCUGCACAGAGCCCGCGCGCUGCAGAAAAGACAUGAUGAUUUUGAAGAGGUAGCACAGAAUACGUACACCAAUGCAGACAAGCUCUUAGAGGCUGCAGAGCAGUUGGCUCAGACUGGGGAAUGUGACCCUGAAGAGAUCUAUAAAGCAGCCCGGCAUCUGGAAGUGCGGAUUCAGGACUUCGUCCGAAGGGUGGAACAGAGGAAGCUUCUCCUGGACAUGUCAGUCUCCUUCCAUACCCACACCAAAGAGGUAAGAUGC
Tinamus guttatus (white-throated tinamou) is the source of this 1898-nucleotide messenger RNA. NCBI's taxonomy places the organism in Eukaryota, Metazoa, Chordata, Aves, Tinamiformes, Tinamidae. The record is from RefSeq and is a predicted model, not a curated record.